This is a messenger RNA of Mastomys coucha (southern multimammate mouse), 2214 nucleotides long. RefSeq names its product perilipin 3 (gene Plin3). Gene Ontology annotation, biological process: lipid storage; positive regulation of triglyceride storage. NCBI's taxonomy places the organism in Eukaryota, Metazoa, Chordata, Mammalia, Rodentia, Muridae. The record is from RefSeq and is a predicted model, not a curated record. Bases 787 to 2100 code for a protein of 437 amino acids. Gene Ontology annotation, cellular component: lipid droplet; cytosol. The transcript has 10 exons.
CUGUAAGGGAAGGAAGGGAGCGGAGCGGCGUCGCGAGCAGGGCGCCACCUGGAGGCACCAUGCCCCAUCCCGCCACCGCCCCUGUGAAGGCGGUAUUGCUCACUGGAAACAGGAAGAUAAAGAACUCAGUCUGAGUCAGGGUAGCUUAGAAAAAGAGGAGGUACCGGGCAGAAGUGUGGAAAGGUCUGCGGUAACUCAGUAAGGGUGGGUCCUCUCCAGGUCCGGCUCACAUCCGUGCAUGCGCAGUUCCAAAACGCCUGUGCACAUUUUUCACAGCCGCACACAUGUAGUCACACCCUCAAGAAAUAAUUCACUUUUUUCUUAGCCCCUGCAGUCGUCUGAGAUUAACACUUGGCUUACAGACCAAGGGGCGAAAGAAGAUUUAGGGAUGAGAAGAAGAAGAAAAAAAGUCCAGGGAGUAUCUUCAGGAAAGGGUUGAUCCAGAGGUUCAGGAGCAGAAAGCUGGGUACUGCUCACGGCUGGCCAUCACAGGGCCUUAGUGCCCUCGCCCAGAGGACUUGGGACAAGAGCCUCAGUCUGGAUGACAGCAAGUUUUCCUUCAGGACUCAAACAGGACUGAGGUUCGGGGCCCCUUCCUCCACGGGAGGCACAAGGCCGCCCCGCCCCUCCCGGUAGAUCCGAGCUGGACUUGUUAGGAGAGGUUUCCUCGCUUGGACGACCUGAGGACUUUGUGCUUCCAACUCUUGGCCUGGCCACCCUAGGACCUUAGCGUCCCCGUCAGUGACGGAGUCCCUGAGCAUCAAAAAAGCAACUGCUGGUGAGACCAUGUCUAGCAAUGGGACAGAUGCGCCUGCUGAAGCUCCAGCUGCUGUGGAGGAACCUGUGACGCAGCCCAGUGUGGUGGGCCGUGUUGCCAGCCUGCCUCUCAUCAGUUCCACGUGUGAGAUGGUGAGCGCCGCCUACACCUCCACCAAGGAGAUCUACCCCCACGUCAGGACUGUGUGCGAUGUGGCUGAGAAAGGUGUCAAGACCCUUACCACGGCUGCGGUCAGCAAGGCACAGCCCAUCCUGUCCAAGCUGGAGCCCCAGAUUGCAACGGCCAGCGAGUAUGCGCACCGAGGGCUGGACAGACUGCAGGAGAGCCUGCCGGUCCUCCAGCAGCCAACUGAGAAGGUUUUGGCAGAUACUAAGGAACUGGUGUCAUCUACAGUGUCCGGGACUCGCGAGAUGGUAUCCAGCUCAGUGUCCAGUGCAAAGGACACAGUGGCCACCCGGGUCACAGGAGCGGUGGAUGUGACCCGAGGGGCUGUGCAGAGCAGUGUGGACAUGACCAGGUCAGCAAUGACCAGCGGUGUCCAGUCAGUCGUGGGCUCACGUGUGGGACAGAUGGUGAUUAGCGGAAUGGACAGGCUGCUUGUGACAUCAGAGGCCUGGGCAGACAAUCGCCUGCCCCUGACAGACAAGGAGUUAGCCCUGAUUGCCACGUCCCUGGAGGACUCAGACAUGGCCUCACUGCAACAGCAGAGACAGGAGCAGAACUACUUUGUCCGGUUGGGCUCGCUAUCUGAGAGGCUGCGCAAUCACGCCUAUGAGCACUCACUCGGCAAGCUGCGGAACGCCAGGCAGAGUGCACAGGAGGCACUGCAGCAACUCACACACGUGCUCAGCCUGAUGGAAUCAGUGAAACAGGGCGUGGACCAGAAGCUGGGGGAGGGGCAGGAGAAGCUGCACCAGAUGUGGCUCAGCUGGAACCAGAAGACCCCACAGGAUGCUGAAAAGGACCCAGCUAAGCCAGAGCAGGUGGAGGCCUGGGCACUUGGCAUGUUCAGGGACGUCGCCCAGCAGCUGCAGAGCAUGUGUGUGGCCCUGGGGGCCAGCAUCCAGGGCCUGCCCAGCCACGUCAGGGAGCAGGCCCAGCAGGCUCGACGCCAGGUGGACGACCUUCAGGCCACCUUCUCCAGCAUUCACUCCUUCCAGGACCUCACAGCUAGUGUUCUUGCCCAGACUCGGGAGCGUAUAGCCAGAGCCCGGGAGGCCCUUGACCACACUGUGGAGUACGUGGCCCAGAACACUCCAGCCAUGUGGCUGGUGGGCCCCUUUGCUCCUGGGAUCACAGAGAAAGCUCCUGAAGAGAAGUAGGGAGAAGCCUCCGGGCCAGCAUCUGUCUGGCCUGACCACUUUUCCCAGCAAUCCUAUUGCCCAGAAGGGUCCUCUCCUACUCUGAGUCUGAAUGAGACAUGUGUUUAACCUAUU